GAUUGCUUGUGUAGUGCAAGUUUGUGUACGGAUAUAUUUACUCACACAUCGACUGAACGAUUAUCCAUUUUGGUUUUCGCGGUACUGAGCGUCACUGAACUUAUUUUAAUUUUUUGAUUUGUAAUUAUUCUGUAAUAUUAACUAGAUAAUGUUUUAACUGUGAGCUAAACAAUAUGUGUCUCUAAACAGACAUAGAUAAUAGCUGAUCGGCCGCUGGUUCAAUUAUAUCGGCAGCGUCAAGCUGAUAUGAUGGCGCGUGUGUAGUGCAUAGUGGACCCUUUCUCGAAAUAAAUUGUGACUUUGUACUAACGAUAUCUGAACACUACUGCAUUUAAUUAAUGUUUUUACACCUGUGUUAUUAUUCCAUUGUGAAAUUAGUGCUAAAUUAUUCGUAGUUGCCUUAUUUGUUAUGUAAAAAAGGAAAUUAAGUUUUCGAUUUUGUGUGUUUGAUAGAGUACCUUGGAGACAUCCAACGUUCUGGAUUUCGCAGCGCUAAUUGCAAAUCCUAAGGUCAUGAAUUGGCACAAUGCGAGAACAUUGAAUGUAAGGUUAUUGUGACGAUUCCAAUCGGUGUGCGAGACUUCGACGGGAGAUUUGGCCUUUUAUUUCAGAGAUUGGCGAUGAUAAAAUAUUCAUGAAAUACGAAUUUUGAUACGAUGUAUUUUGAAUUACGUCAGUGAAUUGAUUGCCGCCACAGAUAUCGUAUCUUGUUGAAAUGGAGGAUUCUGAGGAUAAUAUGAGUGCUGAAGACAUAAAACCUGAUAUUAAUAUGUUAGAGAAGCCCAGACCCAAGAAGCGGUCACUCGUUGAACGGGAAUUGGAAACUAACUUGACAGCCCGAAUUACUUCUCCUAUCUCAAAUGCUGAAGCUUCUAGCACCAGUAGAUAUGGCCGAGCUCGCAAGCUCAAGAUUGACCCUGAUAUCAUUGAUGUUGAUAAAAUUGUCAUUAAACGUGAGAAGACACCGACCAUCGAAAAGACACCUGUUAAAAUUCACAGCCCUGUGUAUAGAAUGCAUGCAUCCAAUUCACCCAUGAGACUGGAGUCACCUAAAGGAACACCUUAUAAAGCCACAUCUGUUGAAAACAAUUUGGAAAAUCAAAUAGAGAAUAUAUAUCAUGAAAAUAUAUCAUUAAGCCGAUUUGGAUCUGAAGAAAAGAAGAUCACUCCAAAUAAACUUCCAAAGGUGUAUGUACGUAAAGAUUUAAUACAGAACAGGGAAGAAGAUGAAGAGUCUGUAUUGCUCAUAAAGAACUUGUUCUCGCCAACAAAAAGCGGGCAAAAAUCAAAUUCGCACAUAAACAAUAUUCUCGAACGAUCAUCUGAAAAGUAUGGAAUUAGUAUGUCGCAAUCCAAGUCACAAAAUGGUUAUACUUCUGUGGUCAAGACGUUGGACUUUGAUAGCAAAAAGAAAAGAAAAGACAGUAAAGAUGGGAAGGCAAUAUCGAAAAGUGAGUUGUUUGAAAUGGAAGCUAAAUGCGAAUACCAGGUGGGAGAUCUAGCGUGGUCACGAAUGGGAACAUAUCCAUUUUGGCCGUGUAUUGUCACUAGAGAACCAUCAAGUGGAAUGUUUGUUAGAAGGAAGUUGUUCGGGCGCAUAGAACGCGACGUGAUACACGUAACGUUUUUCGGUGACAAUGGCCGCCGAGGUUGGAUAGUGGACACCAUGCUCAGAAAGUUCCUUGGCCAGCUUGAGUUUGAAGCGGCAAGGGAGCAGUUCACACCGGCUGACAAGAAGAAAGAUCCAAGAUUGUAUGCGGCAUUCUUUAUAUCGGAGAAGAAACAGCCACAGUGGAAUGUCUCGGUGGAAGAGGCUGAACUGUUGCUACGAGAACCAAAAAGAUUAAGAAUAGACUUACUAAAUGACAUGCUGAUGAAAGGCAGGGUAUUGAAAACUACAAAACAAAACAAAAGCGGUAAAAUCACGAGAACAGCCAGUGACGUAUCGCUAAGCGAGAGUUUGUAUGACACUUUGUUCUCAGAAGACGAUGGCAAGGAAGAUUCAGAUCGAUUGAGAAAUAAAUCCAGGAACAAAUCUCUAGAUGUGUCCGAAGUGGUUACAGCCUGUUUAGAUAAUAUGGCUGCCAAGACUGGCAACAUUAAGAUUCAAAGACAAUCUCACAUGGACAGAUGGUUACAGAAAGCCAAAUCGAAGACUCCGGAAAAGUCACAAGCUAGGCUUCAUGUUGUUCCACAAAAAGUAGAAAAGAAAGAAACAAAAGUCAGUGCAAAAAAGAAUAAGAAGUCACAGAGAUCGAGUUUACCUUUGACACAAAAACCUUACAGUUUUAGAAAUUCGCCAAAUCAAAGCCAAAAUAUGUUAGCACAUCAUGUUGAACAUGAUUACAAUGCAAAAUUGAAAUUUGCGCCAAGUUUAAAUUCUACUUUAAAUGAUACUGAAAAUGAUAGUGAUGAUAAUGUGAAUAUUGGCAAAAUACAGGGUUUUGGGGUUAUUGCCAAAAUGGAGACUCUAAGCGAUAGUGCUAAUGAGAGUAUGCACAAUGAUGAAGAAAUUAUUGGUGAUCAUUUAGAAAAAGAUGUGAUCAAAGAAGAGAUGGACAUAGAUAGAAAUGAUAAUAUCAUUAACGAAAAUGAAAUUUCGAAUGACACCCAAUCCUCAAAAAGUGAACACAUAGUUAAUGACUCCAACGAACCAAUGUCUUCUAUAGAGUCUAUCUCAAUUUAUUCAACAGAAAAAAAUGAUAGAAUCAUCGUUAGUGAGGACCAAAUGGAUUUAGGAAAUAAUAAACUGGAUACACCACCCAUAGCUAGGAAUAAAGUAAAUGAUGAUCCUGAAAACAUAUCGCCAACAACAAUGCAUAACUCUUCAACAGACGAAUCAGAUGAAAGGUUGUUCAAUAAAUUGGUUAAUGGUGACCAUGAAAUGACUGAAUUGUCUACGAAAGAUUCAGAUAUAAGUAGUAAAGAACUUGAAAUAUCACAAGAUACUGAGGAAAGUCAAGAAGAAAAUGCGAAUAACUUAAAUACAUCUUUAGAAACUGAAUCAGCCAAAAAGAAGUUAUAUAAUCCUGAUUUUUUAAAAUAUUUAGAAUUAAGACAGGAUGACCUAAUGGAUCAAUACCCAGAAUUGAGCUACGAUGAAAUAGUUGAGUAUUUACAUAAAACUUGGUUGUAUGAUGAACACUUUAGCGAUGGAACUAAAACUAAUAAUGAUUUCAAACAAUCUGAGUCAGCUAAAGGAUCCAAACAGUCCAAGUCUAGAUCCAAAAGAAGGCAAACUCGUAAGACUAAACAAAGAAUAACUUUAAAUAAAUCUGCAGAAAUAAAUGAUUUCAUUGAUGAAAAUGAGACAGUGGACAGAAUUGAAGAAACCCUUGAAACAACAAAAAUUAUAAGCAAUAGUUGUGUUGAGGUUCCUAAUAAGAUAAAUGCCACCGAAAAAUCUGGUGAUAAUAGUAUUAAUAUGAAAAUUAAUAGACAAGAAUCAGAUAACAUAAACAUUGUAAAGGAUUUUGAAGAAAUAAGUACCAUUUCUGAUAAGCAAUCAGUGAAUGAAAUAAUUUCAAAUGGCCUGGAUCCAGAACAAGAAACAGUUAACAUAAAAAUUGCAAAGAAAUCUGAUUAUAUUUGUAAUGCGUAUAAGCAAUUAAUUAAUAAAAUAAUUCCAAAUGAACAGAACACAAAACAGGAUGUUUCUGUAAAUGAUUUUAGUAAAUUGAAAACGCUUGAAGGUGAAUCGUAUGCAAAUUUUUCUAAAGACGAGAAGGAUCCUUUGCGUGAGGAUAUGGAUGUUUCAUGUAGUGAUAUUAGAUUGUAUGAAAAUGACGAAGUUGAUAGGGAGACAUCGUGUUUAGACAGAAAAUUACAGGUUAAUGAAAACAAGACUGCGAUUGAACCCGAAACAGAGAAUAGAAAUGACCAAUUUUGUUCAAACAGUAACACUCGAGAGGUAAACGUCAGUGAAAAAAGUGAAGUUGUUAUAUCUAACAAAGAACAAGAGGCGAUUGAACCAGAAUGUGAAAAAGAAAAUCGUCUAUCUUCGGUAACACCGGAUAUGUUGUAUGAUGACUCAAGCUGUGAAUCUAUAGAUAUUUCUUAUGCAAUAUCACCAUUAAGUGUUAAAAUGGAAGAACCAGAUAAUGAAGAUUUUACCAAUAUUCUAGAGAGUAAUGAAGAUAAAAGCAGUCAAGAUAGUAAAUGUCCUUUAAGUGAAAAAAAUAAUGAACAAAACAUCGAAAACAAAAAUAUUCCAGAUAGUGAUGAAGCUAUAUGUUAUAAUUCUCAUGCUAAUGAAUUUAGUAAAAUGCAAACGAUGAAUGGUAUGUUAGACGACGCCCACGACAAAAACAAAUUUGACCAAGAUACUACGUGUGCGGUUAUAUCCAAAGAAAUUAAUGAAAAAGAACCAAUUUCAGAAGUUCAACUAAAGACUGACAAUAAUGUUCCUGAUGUAGUUAAAAAUACUAAUAUCGAUAUCCCAAUCGAAGUAAAAAUGAAUGGAACACAUAUUUCUAAAAUUAUUGAAGAUCUAGAAGGAGAUAAUUCAUCACUUCAUUCUGAAGAUAGUGAACCUCUUUCUGUCACUAGAAAUAAAUUGAAACUAAAAGAGAAACAAAGAGUUAAUAGAUAUGCAGAUCGCGAUUUUAUUAUUUAUCUGGAGAUGAGGCAAGACGAUAUUGCGCAUGAACAUCCAGAGUUGAACCAGGCCGAAAUUGUAGAAUAUUUGUAUAAAACUUGGUUAUACGAAGAAAAUGCCAAGUCUGAUAUUCGUAAAACAGAUGAAGUUCAACAAUCGAUUUUAAUUAAAGGUCCUGGAGAAAAUAAACAAGCGAGUAAGAAAAGAAAACCUCGUGAAUCUAAGGAGAAGAAAAACGAGACUCAAGAUUUCAAAGAGAACAAUGACGUUGAUACAGCAUCAAUAAAGUCUGAAGGAAGCACAUCAUUGAAGAGAUGGCUCCGUCCAAAAAGAUAUACUUCUAAGCUUUAUGCUGAUUUUGAUAGUAGUAGAGAUACUAGUCCAGUGGUAACCGAUGAAACAGUCUCCGUAUAUUCUUUAGAGAGUGAAGAAUAUAGAACGAAUAAUUCAACACCUAAUGAUGAGAUCCUAAAACCUGAAACAACUAAUACAAAUCAUAAUAAACUUACAUCAAAAACUAAAACCCUGUUAAUGAAAUCCAAUGAUAUUCAGGUAGAUAAAGCUGAACCUGAAUUUAACAAUGGAGAUAGUGGUAAAGGCAAUGAUUCAAAUGAACUAUCUGAAAUCAUAAACGGUAACAAUAAAACAGAGAUAAUCGAACAAAUUAAGGAAGAAUUUGAUCCUGAGAUUUCAUCGAUUAAGUCUGAAGAUAGCGGAGUGUCUUCUAUAAAACGUAAACAAAAAUCUAAAUUUGAUAAAAGCGUAGAUGAUCCCGAAUUUGCCAAAUAUUUAGAGUUAAGACAAGAUGCAUUAAUAGAUGAAAAUCCUCAGCUAGCGCAGGAUGAGAUAGUUAGUUACUUGUACAAAACUUGGCUCUAUGAAGAAAGUGUUAAAUCUGAUAUAAAGAAAACUGAUGAAAUUGAACAGUCAAAUUUAGUCAAAGGAAUAAAUCCAGAUUACACAAUGCCUUUAUCUAAAAGAGUGAAAAGGAAGAUUAAAAUAGAAACUGUUAAUGAUCCAGUGCAGUCAAAACCAAAACGUAAGACUAUUAGGCUUAGUUAUAAUGAAGAAUAUCCCGAUUUUGAAGAUGAGAUAGCAAUGUUUGAAAUUAUGAAGAAUUCUCCUACAGUAGAAUUAAACAAAAUGGAUGUUUUGGAAUUGAAAGCUAAAGAAAUAAAAGCGCCAGAUAACAAGACAGAAGAAGACGAAGAAACUGUAAUUGAAAUACCGGACGAAGUGGAUGAAGUAGAGUUAUACUUUGCAGAAUUGACUAAACCCAAACCUAACGUGUUCAAAGGACUUCUAAGGGAGAAAGUUUGUGAAAUUUGCGAAAAGGUCGGCUGUUUAGUCAAAUGCAAAGGCUGUAAUGGCAUGUUUCAUAUGGAUUGUGUUAAAAAUGAGAUUGAAGUAGUCGACAAGGUUUCUGCGCCAAGCAGGGGUAGAAAGAAGAAGAAGAAGAAGCCCGGCCGCAAACCGAAGAAUUUGGACGACUCUGGGAGUAUGAGUGAUGAGAAAUCGCAAGAUGUUUCAGCGGAAAAUAUGUCGGUAGACGAAAAUAUAGACUUGGAAUCACAUACGUUUGACGCUGAGAAUUUCGAAGCUCAACUGUCGGCCAAAAUGAAAGAGCUAUUAGACAGCACUGAAAAGGAAAUACAUUACGAUUCGUACUCUAGCGACGAUGGUAUCGACUGGGACAAUUCGGUUGCUGGCAAAUGUGAAAUCGUGGACGUUGUACUCAAACCGAAGAGCCAAAACGUUACAGAUUUCAAAUGCAACAACUGUCAAAAAUAUGACAGUCCAGUGUGUUUUGUGUGCAAGAAGGCCGUUUCCAAGACUGGCGUGGAACACAGGCAGAGAUGUCAAGUGGCUCACUGCCAUAAAUACUAUCAUUUGGAAUGUUUGGAUCAUUGGCCGCAGACGCAGUUUACUUCGAGUGAGUCUCGCAAUAAAAAAACGAAUGAAGUCUUCGAGUCUCACAUGUGUCCGAGACAUGUUUGUCAUACAUGCGUGUCUGAUGACCCUAGGGGUUGUAAGACCAGGUUUAGCGGGGACAAAUUGGCUAGGUGCGUGAGGUGCCCGGCUACAUAUCAUUCGUUCACUAAAUGCUUGCCAGCGGGUACGCAGAUUUUGACAGGAUCACAUAUUAUAUGUCCGAGGCAUUAUCAGCAUAGGCCCGGCAAGGUCCCUUGUCAUGUGAAUACCGGUUGGUGCUUCAUAUGUGCGUUGGGCGGCACCCUCAUAUGCUGCGAAUACUGUCCAACAUCUUUCCACGCCGAGUGCCUUAACAUCAGCCCGCCUGAAGGUAAUUACAUGUGCGAGGACUGUGAGACAGGUCGCCUGCCACUUUACGGAGAAAUGGUGUGGGUGAAGCUGGGGCAUUACAGAUGGUGGCCCGGAAUAAUAUUGCACCCAUCUGAGAUCCCGGAAAACAUAAUGGCGGUGAAGCAUUCCCAGGGCGAGUUCGUUGUGAGGUUCUUCGGCCAAUACGACCAUUACUGGGUUAACAGGGGGAGAGUGUUCCCGUUUCAGGAAGGUGACUCCGGCAAAAUUUCCAGUCAGAAAUCUAAAAUAGAUGCGGCUUUCACAACUGCAAUGGAGCAUGCGCAAAGAGCGUGUCAGAUUUUGAAAAACGCCCACGAGAACGAGGAGGAAUCACUCGACAUCGCCUCCUCCCUGCUGCCGCCCCACUACGUGAAGCUGAAGGUGAACAAGCCGUGCGGUUCUCUGGUCAGCCGGCGGGGGGAUGUGGAGGAGGGGUCAUUGACCCAGUGCGAGUGCGACCCCGCCGAGCGGGACCCGUGCGGGCCUUACUCUCAGUGCCUUAAUAGAAUGCUACUAACAGAAUGCGGCCCUAUAUGCCGCGCGGGCGAUCGUUGCAAUAAUCGAGCGUUUGAGAAGCGAUUGUAUCCGAAACUGGUGCCUUAUAGAACCCCGCACAGAGGGUGGGGGUUAAAAACUUUGGAAGACAUCAAAGCAGGACAAUUCGUGAUAGAGUACGUAGGUGAAUUGAUAGAUGAAGAGGAGUUUAAGCGGCGUAUGGCGAGAAAACAUGAGAUUAGAGAUGAGAACUUCUAUUUUCUCACGCUGGACAAGGAGAGGAUGAUUGACGCGGGGCCUAAAGGGAAUCUCGCCAGGUUUAUGAAUCAUUGUUGCGAGCCAAAUUGUGAAACUCAAAAGUGGACGGUGCUAGGGGACGUAAGAGUCGGCUUGUUCGCUAUACACGACAUACCAGCGAACAGCGAAGUGACAUUUAAUUAUCUAUUGGAAUGCGCCAGUAUUGACAAGAAGAAGUGUAUGUGUGGGGCCAAGCGGUGCGCUGGUUAUAUCGGCGCCAAACCUAAACAGGACGAAUCUCAACCGAAAAAGGGCAGAGUUGCGGCUAAAAGGACGUGCAGAAAGCGGAAAAACAUGGAAGAAUCUCCAUCGACGAAGAAUAAGAUUAAAAAGCCGGUGGGCCGCCCGGCCAAACCUAAAGAGUUGACAGAAAUAGAGAAAGACUUACUUAUAAUAAAAAGCGCGACAAAUGGACUAUCAAGUGACUCUGAAUGCAGUAGAGUAAGUAGUUUAGAGGGAGACAGACAUAGCAAAGCGUUGAAGAGGAAAAGAGUGAGCUUCUCAACGGAAGAUGUUAUUUUGAAUGGUAAUGUUGGUGUGAAAAAGUUGAAAGCGGAUGAGGAUUGUAAUGACUGAAUAGGUUUAGUUAGGUUUUGUGUUGUAUGAAAUUGUAUGGGAGUGUUCACAUUGCGAGAAAAUUGUUUUGAUGAUGGUUUUUUUUUUGCUUUGUGAAUAUAACAAAUACAAAUACACUCGAAAGCCAUAACCCACCUUUUACAAUCGGUUAAAGCUUGAAUGUUUGUUCUUGUAAUGAAAUUGUGAAUAUACUUAAUUGGUUACCAAAAUACGGUUGUAAGUUACUUCCAACGAUUCCUUGUACAGUCAGUAACAUAAUGAGGUUGGUUUUUUUUCACUAAAAUAAAAAAAAAUUGCUACGUAAUAAUAAAUAUUACAGAAAAAUAUUUCCUCACAAAUUAUUUUUUUUUUAUCUUGAUUAGAUUUCUGUCAUUGUUUUGUUAUUUUUGGUUCCUUUCAAAUGUCCGUACAAUAAUUAUGUUGUUGUUGACUGUACGUAAAUAAGAUUAUGGAAGAUUGGAUAGUUUUUUUUAAGUCACUUUUGUAAAAAACAAUAGUUAUUUAAAUUGUUUUAAAUCUUGUGACUGGGCUUCUUAUGUUACGUCAGAAAUGUAUAGUAUUAGAUUUAGUUGGUUUUUACUACAAUGCAUA
Messenger RNA from Amyelois transitella, 8878 nucleotides. RefSeq lists its product as uncharacterized. The record is from RefSeq and is a predicted model, not a curated record. Gene Ontology annotation, molecular function: histone H3K36 methyltransferase activity; protein binding. Gene Ontology annotation, biological process: regulation of DNA-templated transcription. Gene Ontology annotation, cellular component: chromatin; nucleus. The transcript is spliced from 14 exons. Lineage: Eukaryota; Metazoa; Arthropoda; Insecta; Lepidoptera; Pyralidae. The coding region runs from base 716 to 8287 and encodes 2523 amino acids.